ACCCAACUCCCCAAGAACUCCUUAGGCUUUAGGAGGAUGGGUUUCCUCUCCCAUUUCUUCAACUAUCUCCCACUUCAACGUCCUACCUUUACCUUGUCUCCCAUCUCCUGCUUCCUUCUCCCAUUCCCUUGAAAACUGUCUUCCAGAACAGCAAAGUUGCCAGCUUUCCUUCCUUCUUUUUUCUCCAUUUUCUUUCCUUGGCCUUAGAGGAGAGGUGGUCUUCUUCUUCUUCUUCUUAAGCCAUCAAGUUUCCACCUUUCCUCUCUUUUCCAUCUCCUUGCUUGAUUUCAUAGGUCUUGAAGCCAUCAAGUUCCUGCCUUGCCCAUCCUUGCCGUCUCCUAGAUUGAUUGUAUAGCUCUUCAAGCCAUAAAGUUCCCUCCUUUCCUUUCCAUUCCAAUCCCCAGCUUCACUUUGAUAGGUGGGUUACCUGUGGUCUCUCCAAAUUCCUUUCAACAGGCGAUCUCUAAAGUUCUUGGUUCUCCCUCUCAGAGAAAUGACCUGUUUCCCUUCCACAGCAUCUCGUCCAAAGUCGAGUCGCCGAAACGUCUGAUGGUUCGAUUCCUCAAGCGCGGACCAAGCCUCGACAAGGGAAGGGAGGAGAUGUGCGAGAUCUCGGGACGCCAGGCGCAGAGCCUGAUUCUGGAGGAUACGGGUGGGAACGAGGGGAACAAGAUCUUUCGGAGCCACGGAGCAAAUAUGGGCUGCCCUCCCGACGGACAGCAGAUCGGCUGGGCGCUCGACCGGUCGUCGAGCAAUGCCCCCAAGUCUCGCCUGGGCAAGGGUGGCCGAGAUGGGAUGCCUUCAGAAAUGGAGCUAAUGAAGGAGAGGUUUGUGAAGCUGCUUCUGGGUGAAGACAUGUCAGGUGGUGGAAAAGGAGUUUCAUCAGCUCUGGCUCUGUCCAAUGCCAUCACCAAUCUUGCAGCUUCUGUUUUUGGCGAGCAACGGCGUUUGGAGCCCAUGUCUGCUGAAAGGAAAGCAAGGUGGCGUAAAGAAAUUGAUUGGCUUUUAUCUGUCACUGAUCAUAUUGUAGAAUUUGUUCCUUCACAACAGACGUCAAAAGAUGGAUCACACAUGGAGAUAAUGGUAACUCAGCAACGCAAAGAUCUUCUCAUGAAUGUUCCUGCCUUGCGCAAGCUUGAUGCAAUGCUCAUUGGCUAUCUUGAAAACUUCAAAGACCAGAAUGAAUUUUGGUAUGUAUCACGGGAUGCUGAUGAGUCUGAGAACGGGAAUGCAAAGAGGAGGGAUGACAAGUGGUGGCUUCCCACUGUCAAAGUUCCCCCAAGUGGGCUCUCUGAGGUCUCCAGAAGAUGGCUGCUGUUCCAAAAAGAUUCUGUAAACCAAGUUCUCAAGGCAGCUAUGGCUAUAAAUGCUCAGGUUCUUAUGGAAAUGGAGGUCCCUGAGGUUUAUAUUGAAUCGCUUCCAAAGAAUGGAAGGUCAAGCCUAGGAGAUGCAAUCUAUAAGAGCAUUACUGUUGAAGUGUUUGACCCUGAAGAAUUCCUUGCAUCAAUAGACUUAUCGACGGAGCAUAAGGUCGUUGACCUUAAAAACCGGAUUGAAGCAUCCAUUGUCAUUUGGAUGAGGAAGAUGCACAAUAAGGAUGGCAAAUCAUCUUGGGGUUCAGCUGUUAGCUUAGAGAAGAGGGAGCAGUUUGAAGAGAGAGCAGAGACCAUCCUACACCUGAUCAAGCAAAGGUUUCCUGGCAUUCCUCAAUCAGCCCUCGACAUAAGCAAAAUCCAGUACAACAGAGAUGUUGGACAGUCUAUUUUGGAAAGCUACUCAAGGGUUCUAGAAAGCUUAGCAUUCACAGUGAUGUCGCAAAUUGAAGAUGUCCUAUAUGCAGACUCUGUUGCUCGAGAUCCAUCACACAUAGACUCGAACAGAAAACACUCGCUGUUGUCUGAUUCAGACACUGCAGGAAUGGUGAAGAAACUGGACCCAAAAGAAGAGUUGGAGAAGUUGAAGGAAGCGCCCACCUCAAUGACACUGUCAGAUUUCAUGGGUUGGCAUUUUGAUCCAGAUGCAGAAGCAGAAAAGAAGGAUUCAGGGAAUUUGAGUAACAUGGAGAAACUGAAGAAGCCUCCUAACAUUGUGGCAAAGAAAUUUUCCUAUAUAGAGAAGCUCGAGAACUUGGGAGGCUUGAGAAGCCCGACAGCUCGCCAUUAAGGAGUUCCUAACAGUAGAGGAGAUAUGAAAUUGGACACGCACACACAUAUACGCACACUCAAUCACACACACACACACACACACACACACACAGAGAGAGAGAGAGAGAGAGCUUCGAUUUAAAUGUAGAUAGUACAGAAGCAUUAGAGCUUGAUAGAUUAAUUGUUAAUAGGAAGAUGGGAAAGUGCUAGUUCUGUUUAACAUGCUCGUUGCCUCUUUUCUCAACUGCCAUAAAUACUUUUGUAGCUAA
Phoenix dactylifera (date palm) is the source of this 2413-nucleotide messenger RNA. RefSeq names its product rop guanine nucleotide exchange factor 9-like. NCBI's taxonomy places the organism in Eukaryota, Viridiplantae, Streptophyta, Magnoliopsida, Arecales, Arecaceae. The record is from RefSeq and is a predicted model, not a curated record. Gene Ontology annotation, molecular function: guanyl-nucleotide exchange factor activity.